AUGCCUAAUGCGAGUGCCUCCGAUAAUUUGCUAGCUAAUGACCCUGUUCUCAAUGCCACAGGCUUGACGAUUGCGGGAGAAAACGCCCUGGUGGCUCUUUCUAGAGCGUUAUCGAUGUUAGGGCAGGCUUCAAAUGCUGUUUUCAGCAUUACCGGUACUAUAAUAUCUCAAGGCUUUUGGCAAGUGUUGAGGUUCUUCUUGUUAAGAAUCCCUUCAUGGCUUGUUUUGUCUUCAAGCUUCAGCAUCACGCUUUCAUUUUCGACGCUGGUGCUUACCUUUUUAGCGAUGAUGCUAGCAACGUACUACGUUUUGAGGAGCCGAUUCCUUAACGCGUACAAACUUCUGCAACCCGACGACAGCGAUGAGAAGCAGCUGAAAAGCAAGAAACAACGUGACGAAACCGAAGCGUUGUUCUUGAGCAAGUUAGAUCAGAAGCACAAAAACGGGUUCACCUCAUACCUGGAUGAAUUUCUCAGCGCCAUUAAAAUAUUCGGUUACCUCGAAAAACCUGUUUUCCACGAGCUCACAAAGGACAUGAAGACACGUAGGCUCCAGGAGGGUGAGGUUCUCUUGGUGGAUGACGCCCUAGGGUUUGCCAUAGUUGUCGAGGGUAGCUUACAAACUUACCAUAAAGUACAGCGCAUUCCAGGUAAAUACCAGCCAGAAUACGCCAAUUCGGAUAAUAUUAGCAAUUUUGAAAGCGAAGAUGGCCUUUCUUCGCACUAUGAUGGUUACACGUUGAAUGGCGAAAAGUAUCAGCUUUUGAACAAAGUCAAAGCCGGAAAUCCUGUCUCCUCUUUGGUGAGUAUUCUCAAGCUAUUUACUGGCAAUUGCGAAGUGAAUCCCUUGAACAAAUACAUGAAAAGCUCCGGCCAGCGAAGUGGUUCCCACCGUAACCUAAUGUCGCCUUUUCUUGACUCGACUCUUGAAGAACACCAUGCCGAACUGUCGAAACAACGCCCACCCCAAAAAUUAAACCUAGAUUCCAGUUUGCUCGAGCAGGACUCGGAAGCCGCUUCCAGAGAUAUGGGCGAUGGUCGCAAAGGUAAUAUCUCGCGGCCAGACUCAGUAUCAACCUCCGUCUCGUCAUCGCGUAGCCCACUACCCGACAUCAUUGCUUGUGCCUCCAACGACUGUACAAUUGCCAUCAUUCCAGCUGCGGCCUUUCGCAAGCUUACAUCGAAAUAUCCUCGUUCGGCCUCUCACAUAAUACAAAUGGUUUUAACGAAGCUCUACAGGGUGACCUUUCAAACCGCACACAGCUACAUGGGAUUAACAAAAGAGAUUAUCAAGACGGAGGUGGAUUUGAAUAACUCUAGCGAUUCUGAACUUCCUUAUUACUUGAAAGAAGCCGCUAUACGUAAAAUAAAGCUGAACGAAAAAGCACAAGGUGACGCGAAGAAUGAAAGCAAAGUGCAAUCGGGUGCAUCCAGAACCGGUGUUGGAAAUGCCACCAGCAAGUCCCGUAAGAGUCCCCAUAGUUUUUUAAAAAGUCGAGGUUCUCGUCAUGUCGUGUUGGAUUCCAGAGACCAUCUUAACCCUGGUGAUUUGUUAUCUAACGUACCACUCUCCCGAAAAGAGCACCCUAUCAUUCGUGGCACAUCUGUAAACUCGCUUAAUAACGCUGAUGCCUCAAGCUCUGUCAAAAGUGCCAAACAUUCCAAUCCCCUAUUGGGUCAAUACCUGCCCUCGUUUUCUUCUGUCACAGAUCAGUCAGUGCCAGUAAAUAAAAGCGCCCACAGUGCUGCUCCCAGCUCUUCAAAGGAGGACGACGAGAUUCGAGCAAGAACUUUCUCUGCCGUACAAGAAGAAACCGAAGAAUCAUCAUGGAGGAUUGCUUUGGUUGAGGGAAUGUUUUCUUAUCUUGGAAUUACUCAAGAAAACAUAUUACCAGCCCCAGAAGAAAAGGAUUCAUCAUCUAUCAUGUUAGCAAAUUCUGAAGUGUCGCGCACUCCAUCUUCACAAUUUGGGCCUGCUUCUUCUUUCCGCUUAUUAGCCCCUAACCAAUUUGUUACCAAAAAGAGGCCCAAUCUCCAGAGCAAGAAGGAGUAUAAGGAGGAGUUUCCCUCUAAUUUCGAUUUCGACACUGUCAAGGACGAGUUUGCCCAAGGACUUCAAACAACGUUUAUUCAUGAAAACUCUGUCUUGGUUUCGCAAAACUGCUAUAACCCAGGUCUCUUUUAUGUCAUCGAAGGCUCGAUCGAGGUUAUAUGGACCAAUGAAGAAGAUAGCACUGAGCAUACCCUAUAUGUUGUGAAGCCAGGCGGGAUCGCAGGUUACUUGGCUUCCCUCAUCGGCAGUAAAUCGUUCGUGACUCUCAGGGCACAAUCAGACCUUUAUGUUGGGUUUUUACCGGUUCCUGUGUUAGAACGACUUUGUGACAAAUACUUCAUGAUAUACUUGAGGAUUGCAGAAACUUUAACGAAUUUACUAAAUCCAAAGAUCUUAAAAUUAGACUACGCUCUGGAGUGGGUUAAUCUUGAUGCUUCCGAAAUAUUAUUUCACCAGAACGAUCCAGCAAAUGCAAUUUAUGUUGUUCUCAGUGGGCGCUUGCGCCAGCUACACCAGUCAAACGAUGCCGAGCCCGCAGAAUUAAGUAGAGGAGGUGAUCCAGACUCUACCCAUAAGAGUUCUCCCGUCAGAACAGUUAGAGAAUAUGCUCAAGGGGAUAGCUUAGGGGAAGUCGAUGUAUUAACAGCGGUCAACAGAUUAUCCACUGUAGUUGCAUUGCGUGAAACUGAAUUGGCCCGGAUCCCAAGAACUUUAUUCGAACUACUUGCUUUGGAACACCCUUCAAUUAUGAUUCGAAUAAGUAGAUUGGUGGCAAGAAAAGUUUUACAGCAGCAGCGUGGAGCACAAACUCUAGAGCCACCUAAGAAUGUCAAAAGUUCUAAGUUCGACAUCAAUUUAUUGAUCCCACCAACCGAGGCCACCAAAGGAUCUGUUAUAAAUUCGGAUAGCGCUCAGACAUCAGAUGAGGAGGGAAGUGCCCACAGCUACCGAACUAUUACAAUCUUACCCAUUACGCAGGGUCUGCCGGUAGAAGACUUUGCUACCAAGCUUGUGAAUGCUUUAAAGCAAGUAGGCAUGUCUACGAUUGGGUUAAAUCAAUCGGCAACCAUAACACAUUUAGGUCGCCAUGCAUUUGACGGGCUAUCUAAGUUAAAACAAUCGGGUUACUUUGCCGAGCUGGAGGAGUUAUAUGACACCGUUGUAUAUAUUGCCGACACGCCUCUUAACUCUUCUUGGACAGCCACCUGUAUCAAUCAAGGUGACUGCAUCCUUCUUCUUGCCGAUUCAGCAAUGUCGCCAGGCGUUGGUGAAUUCGAACGGUUAUUAGUGAAAAUGAAGUCAAACGCAAGAAUUGAAUUGAUCCUUCUGCAUCCCGAGAGAUACGUUGAACCGGGCCUCACCCAUAAGUGGCUCAAAAAUCGGAUGUGGGUUCAUUCUCAUCAUCAUGUUCAGUAUGCUAAUUCGAAGUUCAUAGGGGAAGAAAAGCCUUCAUCAUCGGCCCUGUCUGCGUCAGUAAACUUCAUCGAGAGCUUGAAACGAAAGGAACCUUUCAACGCUUUUACGAGGCAAACUCAAGAAAACUUGUCACGGCUUUUACCGGAUUCGCUGAGAACAACUGUCGAAAAUUUCUCCUCCAAAUAUAUCAGCAAAAAGCACCGAUACUACACUCCAGUGCAUACUCACAAGAAUGAUUUUCUCAGAUUAGCCAGAGUCCUUUCAGGUAAGGCCAUCGGGCUCGUGUUAGGAGGCGGAGGUGCUAGAGGAAUUAGCCACUUGGGGGUACUGAGGGCAAUUGAGGAGCACGGUAUUCCGAUUGAUAUGAUUGGGGGAACAUCAAUAGGUGCAUUUGUGGGUGGACUCUAUGCUAAAGAAUGCGAUAUUGUUCCAAUCUACGGAAGGAUGAAGAAGUUUGCCGGCCGGGUUGGAUCAUUCUGGCGGCUCCUUACCGACCUCACCUGGCCUGUGACUUCGUAUACGACGGGUCACGAAUUUAAUCGGGGAAUAUGGAAGACGUUUGGAGAUGUGCGCAUCGAGGACUUUUGGAUUCAAUACUAUUGUAAUUCAACAAACAUCACCGAAUCCAUACAAGAAAUCCACUCGACGGGUUAUGCCUGGCGGUAUAUUAGAGCUUCCAUGUCCCUUGCUGGGCUAUUACCUCCGAUGGAGGACAACGGUUCCAUGCUUUUAGAUGGUGGUUACGUUGAUAAUCUGCCUGUUUGGGAGAUGAAAGCUCGGGGGUGCAACACCAUCUUUGCCAUUGAUGUCGGAUCGGUGGACGAUCGCACUCCUCUGAGAUAUGGCGACUCGUUAAAUGGGUUUUGGAUAGUGUUUAACAGAUGGAAUCCGUUUUCCAAUCAUCCGAAUGUCCCCAACAUGGCAGAAAUUCAAAUGCGAUUGGGUUACGUGGCAUCAGUUAAUGCUUUGGAAAAGGCUAAAAGAACUCCUGGUGUAAUUUACGCUCGGCCGCCCAUCGAGGAUUAUGCAACGCUUGACUUUGCUAAAUUCGAGGAAAUUUACCAAGUGGGAACCGCUUACGGACACGAUUUCCUUCAAGAGCUCAAGAAACAAAAGAAAAUGCCUAUAAUUCCCGGCUUCGAGAUUCUUGCGAACAACUCAGAAUCGUUUAAAGGUAUGCUACACAGGCGCAACAGUGUGUGA
Molecule: messenger RNA, 4671 nt
Organism: Lachancea dasiensis
Lineage: Eukaryota; Fungi; Ascomycota; Saccharomycetes; Saccharomycetales; Saccharomycetaceae
Source: the annotation of a GenBank genome assembly